AUGUCAGCGCCCAUAGGAGCUGAGUGCGACGACAGCAGCAGCGAUACUGAAAAUGAGGAAGAGAUGGAAAGACUUCGAGAAGCCACAUAUGUAGGGGUUUCAAGCCCUUCGAUCCGUCUCACAGCCAAAUGUAUCGCAAAGAACGAAACUUGUGGGAAAAGUGAAACCAAGAAAUUAGUAGGGAAUAAGCCGUCGUUGAGAUAUCCCCAGAAUAGUCAGGAUGAUAGCUUCAACUCUAACCUGCAUGUGACUGCUGAAGUGAAGGCAUUUAUUGCCAAAAAGCUCUCGCAGUCGCUAGAUUUGUCUAUUGAGCUCUCGAGAGACUCUGAGUUGUCUGAAGCUUAUAAGAAGGAACAUCAGUGUGAGGAGAGUUCAAAUGAUGACUUUGGGUUUAGGAUGUUUUCAAACAAGACACAAGAACAGCUAGAAGCAAAAGGAAAGGCUAAGAGACUCAAGCUUCAACAAGCAAGUAGAAUGCAGAAACAAAAGAACAGCAGUAGUGACAGUUCUGAAGAAGACGCUAGGCUUGCAGAGGCUGCAGUGUCCCCAGAAUUUAUUCUGCGCAAUAGCAGCCUGGUUUCCAUGCAAACUGAACAGGGUUCAAAAUCGAAAGCCAAUAUGGCCGACACAGAUAAUUGUUCUGUUAUUGGAAGUGAGAGAGCAGAAGACUCCAUGGAUUCUGAUCAGAGACAGAGUACAACAGAUAAAAAGAAGUUCAAGAAAAAGAAACGGCAGAAAACUGAAUUAGCCAAAGAUUCUUCUGAAGAAGAAACAGAGACAAGAGAAACAUUCAGAGAGGCUGCAAAUGGUGUCAAAAAGAAGAAGAGGAAGAAGUGCAAACACAGCCAUGCAGAUAGCUGACUAUAUGCUUGUUAUUCUUUGUUUUGUAUAGUUGUUUAGUAAGCGAGUGAAUACUGUUGAUCGUUCGUGGUGCAGUUUAUCAGUCAUGUCAGCCCCUAACCAAAGACAGGCUUGAUUCCAGCUAAUAUUCUAUUUACUGAUAUCUAUGUUUUAGGCCAACUCUCUUAACUAAUGAAGUAACUUGUUCAAAUCAAGUUCGUAGUGCUUUGCCUGCAUCAGAUUUUAUGUCCGGUAUCUGCCUAAGAGCAGUGGUUGUCCAGUGUACUCUGCCAUUUUGACUUGACCACAAUGGUGAUGUUCCACUCAAAUUUUAUGGAGUAUACACCCACAGAGUAACCCAUACAGUAACUUGCCAGAGGUCUGUGGUUUAUGCCAGGCACUUCAGUUUCUCAUAAAACUUGUGUAAGUGAAAAAUUAUUUGCUUAAAGAAAUAUCAGAGGAAAUGAAACCCAAACAAGUAGGAAUAGUGUCAAAGCUAGACCGAUGUUAUAGGUCUAAUGAGAGCACUGAGGCCAAUCUUAAAGAAGUGUUUGUUGGGAUAACUAUGUCUGGAAAACUAGAGUAGGUCAAUAGAGAUAUUUUCAUUUUUUCAUUUUGGCUAAUGAAAGAUGUGGAUUUUAACAUCAAGAGAGAUAGAAAAACAAUCUGUCAAAAGUGAAAGUGAAAACUUAACAGUAGGGUGCUUUUUGGAGCAGGGGUCAAGCUACCCUAACAAACGUAUUUUUAUAAAUGGCCUAAUAUAGCAACACCGCUGACAUUCAGCAAAGAAAAGUUGGCAUUACAGGCAGGUACAAAAUAAAUCCAGAUUUGAUACUAGUUAUGUAAAGAGGCAUUGCUGACAUCUUGCCACCACAUACAUGUCAUAUCUGAAUAUUGUAGUUCAUUUUUUUUUUUUGUGCAACACAUAUUGCUUGGGUAGAGCGUCCACUUUGGGAGUGGAAGAUCCAGAUCAAUCCUGAGUCGAGUCACACCUAAGGGGCCUCAGUGAAGCAGCACUAAAUGAAAGAGCGGUGGAAAUCCGUCCUGCAACAAGGAGACACAUAUCAUACACCCUAAAGAUUCCUUCCUUGUCAUACGACUGAAAAAUUGUUGAGUACGACGUUAAACCCCAAGCAGCCACUCACUCAUAUUGCUUGAUUCUGAUUAAUUUUUCUAAUUUACAGGGUCACUUACGAUUUUUUUUUGUUGUGAAGUUUGAUUAAUUUCUUGUAUGAAGGUAUUAGUUUAAGGCCUUCAUGUACUUAUAAAAGUGGCGUCCUCUAUGGCCUGAUGAUAUGCGCAUGACCCAGGAGCCUCUCACCAAUGCCUGCAUGUGGUUGUCGUACUUACACUGGCCGUUGUCAUUUAAGUGAAAUGUUCUUGAGUACAGUGUAGAACUCCAAUCAAAGAAAUAAAUACAUACUUUCCAUUGAUUGAUUGUUUGGGGUUAACGUCGUACUUAACAUUUCUUCAGUCGUAUGAUGACGAAGGAAUCCUUAGAAUGCAUGUUAUGUGCCUCCUUGUUGCAGGACAGAUUUCCACUGCUCUUUUAUCUAGUGCUGCCUCACUGAGACAACUUUCUGAAGGCAAGUAAGUCAGCCCAUCCAAGCCAUUAUACUAUCCCCUAAUGCUGA
Molecule: messenger RNA, 2474 nt
Organism: Liolophura sinensis
Lineage: Eukaryota; Metazoa; Mollusca; Polyplacophora; Chitonida; Chitonidae
Product: nucleolar protein 58-like
Exons: 6
Coding region: 1-861 (286 amino acids)
Biological process (GO): Wnt signaling pathway
Source: RefSeq, a predicted model, not a curated record